AGUGGAGCAGGAGCAGGAGGAGCAGGAGGAGGAGGAGGAGGAGCAGGAGGAGGAGACCUCUGACUUCACCUCCUCUGCCUCUGACAGCUGUCUGCUCUCCUCAGUCCGUCGGUCAGCUCACCGGAGAGAAAAUCAAUGAUUUAGCAGAAGUUUGUCUUCAGCUGGAAGCAACACCAUCAGCCGACCGUCCCUCCAGGAUGAGCGCCGAGCCUCCGCCGUACCGUCCUCACUUCCCUGAGGGACCCUCGGCCCCCGCCUUCUCUCCAGCUCUCGCCUGUCAGCCUGGCGUCUUCCCCAGCUCUCCGUACCAGACCUUCCCUCAGUCCUAUUACCAUGAACAUCCAGGUUACAUGGCUCCGAUGACCCCACAGAGCACCUUUGGGGGCCAAUCAGGGGCCUCAUACCCACCGAAACACGCAGGCAGGUCAAAGGUCACGAUACAGAGAGCUCAGGCAGGUCAUGUGACUUCCUGUCCUUCCAGUUUACGUGGUGGAUCAGCAGCAGGAUCGGGGCGGCGGCAGGAAGUCAUGUCUGGCGGCGUGCUCGACUCUCCUGUGCUGCUGCUGCCUCUGGGACCUGCUGACUCAGCACCUCUGCUGACCUCUGACCUCCCGUCACACAGCAGGCUGUAGACCUGUACAGGUGUACAGCGCCUCUCCCCCGUGUAGCUGGGAUAGGCUCCACCCCCUGUGACCCUAAUAAAGAUGGAUGGAAGUUUGUUCAGCAUUUGAUGAUGAACUCGCCACCGUCACUCUUGGCUCUCUCUUGACUUCUGAAAUGAUUAAAAUACAAAUAUUCAUGUUUUUGUUGCCAGUUUUUAUUUUAAUUCUUCAGUAAUAAUCAAAAUAUUUGCUGUUUGUUUGUUUUAAGAUGUUAAUGUACAAAUUGACUGAACUCCAGAAACACAGUUUUAUGUAAAGUCAGUUUGGGUUUGAUGUUUAGGGUUAGGGUCCAGCUUUAUUACACACUCGUGUAUUUCAUCUGCACUCUGUUAAAUAAACUUUUAAUGCAUCUUUGUUCAUAUUAAAUGCUAAAUGGAGUUUCUUCAGGGUUUUUAUUUCAUGUGUUUGUGAUAACAGAAACUGUAUUUGAAAAGCUACUCAGCAUAAAUAACUGAUAAGGUUUGAACUUUUAUUCAAGGACUGCAAACAUGAGGUAAAAACUCUUUAUUUUAUAUAUGAAGUAUGUGAUGGUGUUUACAGGACUGCCCUCCUCUGAUUGGUUUAGCCUGCUGUCAAUCUUCUGCCUUCUGCAGACGGAUUCAGUCAAAUAAAGUUUUACUUUGUUUUCCAUC
Pelmatolapia mariae (spotted tilapia) is the source of this 1294-nucleotide messenger RNA. RefSeq names its product cysteine-rich and transmembrane domain-containing protein 1-like. Bases 198 to 632 code for a protein of 144 amino acids. The transcript is spliced from 6 exons. The record is from RefSeq and is a predicted model, not a curated record. NCBI's taxonomy places the organism in Eukaryota, Metazoa, Chordata, Actinopteri, Cichliformes, Cichlidae.